UCUGUUUCUCUAACUGAUUACCGGCUUUAUAGGUUUAUUCUAUUAUAAACAUUUAUCUUAUUAACGCAACAUCGAAUUGUUUUCAUUGAUCUGAUCAUUGAUCUGUCGUUGAACUUAUAGAUCGUUGCUAUCAAACAACCUACGUUGUAUCAUCAAAAAGUGCUACGAAGUUCAUUUACAUUGUUUUCUGUUACUUAAAAAAAAAAAAAAAAUCUCUCUCACUCGUACGAUCGAUCUCGUUAAAUAAAUAAAAAAAGAUGUGGAAAAUGUAUAAGAAGAUUAAAUAUUAAUCGGUGACAAUAAAUAGUGUGAUAGGAGGAACUCUAUUCGAGUGAUUCUCGAUAUUAUUAUUAUUAUUAUUAUUAUUAACGAACAAUCGCGUAUUAUUUUUUGGUGCAGUGAAAAAUUAUCGAUUAUCUUCGUGACAAUUCAACCGAGCCUUCGAUAUCGUGAUGAAGCUGCACGAGAAGAAGGAAUCGGGUAUCCACAGGAUACAAGAGGUACCCCUAGAGGAGUUGGAUCUUGCGAAAGAGUACAAUGUGGAAAAGACUUUAGGGGAGGGUAGUUUUGCUAAGAUACUUCUUGCAACCCAUAGAGCAACUCAAACGAGGGUGGUUUUAAAAGCGGUCCAUCAGGAACUCACCACCGAAAAAGAUUUCUUUCGGGAAUUCCAUUAUUCUUAUCACCUGAGUCCACAUCCGAGUAUACUCUGUUCUUAUGCGGUUGCUUUCAAGGCCGAAAAAUGUUACUUCUUCGCUCAGGAAUACGCCCCGUUCGGAGAUCUAUCCGGAAAUGUAAAAGCUGGUGGACUCGGCGAGGAUGCAUGUAAGAAAAUCGCAGGACAAUUGGCUUCGGCACUCGACUUCCUUCAUUCCAAACAAUUAGCACAUCGAGAUAUUAAACUCGAAAAUGUUUUGGUAUUCGCCCAAGACAUGUCAAAGAUAAAGCUCUGCGAUUUUGGUAGCACCAAACGCGAGGGUAGUCUGGUGAAUAAAAUCCGUUGCACUUGGGUACCAUUUCAACCACCUGAAAUUUACGAAGUGAUCAAGAACGAAAGGUACGCCUGUAAGAGGAGUGCCGAUUGCUGGCAAUUCGGCAUAGUUUUGUUCGUUUGCCUGACCGGUAAUCCACCCUGGCAGAGUGCUGACCUGAUCCAAGACCCGGACUAUUCGGGUUUUCAAAGAUGGCUCAAAAGACGGACCACCAAGAUACCACCGACUUUUCGACGUUUCACGCCACGUCUGUUGAGGUACUUUAGGCGAGCCUUCGAGCAUAAACCUGAAAAGAGACCGCACGUUACGGAGAUCAAUAAAUAUUUAAAGGAUUCAUGGUGCAUCAGUAAAAUCAGUCACAGUGCUACGUCAACGUCGGUAGACGUGAACGAGAGUCUGGCAAGGAGAGGAGACAGUCUUUUGUAUUUGGACACGAUCGUUGACGACCGUCACAACGUUGACGAGAACAAAAACAAAUUGAGGAAACUUCUCAACAGUUACGGUCUAGAAACUACGGUAGAUCAAAAGGUUGUUACCAAGAGGAUCUGGGAAUGGGUAAUGCAAUGCGAUUCAACCAUCCACGAUCCCAGUUUCAUCGGUGGAUUUGGUACGGAGAAUAUGUGAGAGAUGGUUAAAUCUUUCAGCGAACCCUGCUUGAGGAACAUCAAGCAGGAACGCAAGUUCAGCUUGGCCGAGCUCGAUCUGCAAGUCGAGUGUGCGAAAUAAUGCCCCGUGCCGAAUAAGCUUAAGUUAGUAAGGCCGGUAGUGGUGGUGGUGGUGGUGGUAGUGGUGGUGAUGGUGUAGUAAGCGAACGAACUUCUUCAUUAUCCAAUCAACGUGGCGGACGUCUCGAGUGCAAUUUUCUGCAUCGAUCGGCCCUUCCAACGUGUUCAGUAAAACGUGUGAUAAACUUUAUCGAACGGAACGAUAUAAUCGAUUAAACUCUCUUCGCAUUAUUUUGAAAUCGUUCAUUGUGAAAACAAUGACGAGAUCGUAAGUCAUGUGACUGCAAUAAGAAUCUAUGACUUUCUCAAAUAUGUUAUUAAUAACGAGAGAAACCGAAAGAGGAAGGAAGAAAAAUAUAAGAGAAUGUUUUAAGUAGUAAGUACUACUUAAGUGCAACUUCAAAUGUUCUCCCUAUAUUUUUCUUUCCUUAACUGUACGAAAGAGUAUAGAAUGUAGAUAAUUAAAAAAAAAAAAAUAAUAAAAAGAAAAAAAAUGAAUGUGAUAUAGAGGAUGUAGUGAUCGUGACACGUACACAGUAAUAAGGAUAACCAAGUGUCAGUCAGCACGCCAGCCCCAAAAAAGAGACAAUAAUAAAUGCCAGACGAAAGUUUAAAUAGUCAAAUACACGUGUCUUUGUAAAUCAUUUAAACCCGUAGAUUAUAAUGGAAACGCGAAAAUUUGCCGCGAUUUAGUACGAAUUUAAUCGGUCUCACCAAACUUUUCUUCUUCUCUUUUAGAUUUUAUUUUUCUCGCGUGUUCGUCCCCCCUUCUUUCUAUUUUCCACGAGAUAUCGAGGUCAAGAUAUUAAUUACUAUUUUCAAAUUAACGCGAUAACUUGACGAUGCUUCAAAGUAUUGGAUAUAGAUACUUAAUUAUUAUUCGAAUGUAUCAGUAGAAUUAAUUCUUUUCUAAUGUCAAUAAUAAACAAAAAAAAAAAAAAAAAAAAACAAUUCUAAUUCUAGCAAAAAAUAUUUCAAGAAAUAAUAAUUAAUCACUCCAAUAUUGAACCUUUUCCUUACGACACGUUUUUACGCGAAUAUCGUUUCAUACUUCGUAUGAACGAUCCGUAUAUGGGUCAACAGUAACGAAAGGGUUAAUCAACAAAUUGAGCACGAAAAAUCUUGACUAGGCAAUCUUAAUCUACCGAGUAAGUACUUUUAAAACAUUCGAGAAAAAAAAGCUUGUAUUAUUAGAUUAAAUUACCAAACAAAAAGCAAAACGGAUGCUGCGAGAUCAUCGACAUAGGAAGUUUGAUUGUUGUAUAAUCAAUAGAAAUGAAGAUGCAUUAUGUAUAUACGAUAUAAUAUAUUAUAUUAUAUAUAUACACACACAUAUUAUACAUACAUAUAUUCUUGUAGAAAUUUAUAAUAGGAUGUAGAAAAUUAAGAAAAAAGUAAUGAUGAGAAAUUAGAUACGUCGUUCUUUAAACGACUAAUGUAAAUAGAAGAAGAAAAAAACAGGUUUAAAUCUAGAGAGUAAUUCUGCCUAAAGAAAAAUAACAAAUAAUUCCGAAUUCCGAACGUGUGUGCACCGACAAAAAAAGAGGAAAAAGAAGAAAAAAAAGAAAAAAAGAAAAAGAGAGAGAAAAAAAGUACGAAGAAUAAGAAAAAACGUGAACAAAUAAAAUAUAAAUCAGGAUUUAAUUCUCGGACGAGAAAAAUUCGCGAGAAAAAUGAUGAAUUGGCAUUUAUUUAGGUGCCAACUAUUAGUAGUACUUAUCGCGUUCCAAGAUUAAAAUAAAUAUUAUCUUUUAUACGCUAUUUCAUUACAUAGCUAUACAUGCUAAUCUAUAAUAAUUGAAUUCUAUAUUUUAUCGUAACGAAAAUUUGUCUGUUGUGUCUCAAGCAUGCAUAACUAAGAAUUUAUUAUCCCUUCAAAUAAAUCUACUCUUUAAAUAAGAUCGAAAUAAUCGAUCAUAUUUAACGCGCGUCAUGCAAAAAACAAUUUCACAAUCUUCAUUGACCGUUGCAAAAGCAUUUCUACAUACUUUCAAAAAAAAAAAAAAAAAAAAAAAAAAAAAAAAAAAAAAAAAAAAAAAAAAAAAAAAAA
Molecule: messenger RNA, 3767 nt
Organism: Polistes canadensis
Lineage: Eukaryota; Metazoa; Arthropoda; Insecta; Hymenoptera; Vespidae
Gene: meng
Product: serine/threonine-protein kinase SBK1
Exons: 2
Coding region: 453-1616 (387 amino acids)
Biological process (GO): peptidyl-serine phosphorylation; peptidyl-threonine phosphorylation
Molecular function (GO): protein serine/threonine kinase activity; ATP binding
Source: RefSeq, a predicted model, not a curated record